This is a messenger RNA of Plasmodium inui San Antonio 1, 213 nucleotides long. RefSeq lists its product as hypothetical. The record is from RefSeq and is a predicted model, not a curated record. Lineage: Eukaryota; Apicomplexa; Aconoidasida; Haemosporida; Plasmodiidae. The transcript has a single exon. The annotation marks the transcript as partial.
GAAAAUGUAAUGUCUGAAAGCGAUCAGCUUAACGAGAAACGACAGACUCCCUUCAUACAAAGGCGAGGAAGUGUAUUUGGCAACUCUGUUUCGAAACAACACAUAAAAAUGAAACAGUACAUUCCAGAUAGUUCCUUCCACAAACUUAUGAGGCUCUACGAUAAGGACACAGCCGAGCAUGUGAUAUAUGAGACGACCAAUAACAAUGCAUGA